AUGGACCGCAUGGGAAUGUUCCAGGUGCCCCCUCUAGUAGGGCCACCACCGCUUACAAACCAACCGCCACAGAUCUUUGGCUCAUUUCUUCCCGAUGGCCUGCCCUCUGUGCAGCAACUUCCUCCGGACUUGGCAGCGCAUAUAUUUCCAGACUCUAGCUUGUUGCUCGAUGACAGCAACGAUGCCAAGAGGCGGAGGAUUGCUAGGGCCUGUGACCAGUGCAGACGGAAAAAGAUCAAGUGCGACGGUAAGCUGCCGGCAUGCACUCAUUGCACCAACUACAAGACCGAAUGCAUCUUCACCCAGAUUGAAAAGAAGAGGGCGACGCCAAAGGGAGCCAAAUACAUUGAAGCACUGGAGAACCGUCUCGCUCGCAUGGAAAAGCUGCUCCGGCUGGCCGGCAUCCUCGUGAAUGACGACGACGACCUUGCUGAACUCGAAAAGAGACUUACCGAAAAGGCACAGCAGACAGCUGGCGCUCAAAGCUCAGCCCCUUCUUCGCCCUCGCGCCUCACGUUCGAGAGUGAUGGCACGGCCUCUCCCAGAAGCUCGGUGACCUCGCCAGGUUUCCAGAAGGACAAGGACAGGAGACAGGACGACAAGCACAAGCCAAUCGCUACGCCCGUGAGCCUCCAGGGCGAGGAGGAAGUCGAGGCCUUGUCGGAAAUGAUGUGCUCACUGGUAACGAACAACUGCGGAGAAACCAGAUACAUCGGCUCCUCGUCCGGCUUCUCCAUCUUCUCACCCAAGGGCAUCCAGUGGAUCAACAACAAGACGGGCGAUGCCGCCUUCCAGAACAUGAUCUCCCAAGUUUCCGAAGAUGACCACAAGUGGACAAACUGGAAGCCUGAAAUCUUCAGGGACUUGUUUCAGCGACCCGUUUUCCAACCCCUUCCGUCAAAGGCCGAGGCCAUGUCCCUGCUCACGGACUACUUCGAGAACUUCAACUGCAUGUUCCCGCUCUUCCACCAGCCGACAUUCAUGCACCUGGUCGAGCGCCAGUACUCCGACGAUCCAUAUCAGGGCUCCGGUUGGUGGGCAAGUCUCAACUGUGCCUUGGCCAUUGCUCAUCGCCUGCGGGUCAUGAGCAAUCUGGUUCCGCAAGAGGAGGAUGACAAGGCUUGGGGCUAUCUGAAGAAUGCCAUGGGCGUCUUUGCCGAGCUCACCAUGCGUAACACGGAUCUGCUGAGUGUCCAGGCCCUGCUUGGAAUGGCCCUCUUCAUGCAGGGGACGCCCAAUCCCCAGCCGACCUUCCUGCUGAUCGCUGCCGCUAUUCGGCUUUCGCAUAGCAUUGGCCUCCACAAGAAGGGCACGGGAUUCAACCUCAACCCCAUUGAGAUUGAGCAGCGCAAGCGAGUGUUCUGGAUCGCUUACAUGCUGGACAAGGACCUGUGCUUGAGAUCAGGACGUCCACCUGCCCAGGAUGACGACGACAUGAACGUCGAGCUUCCCGAUGCCGACCCCGAGGACAACAUUGGCAACAUCCCUUUGGCAGAUGGAAAGGGCAAAAUGAAUCUUUUCAGAGUCAUGUGUGAAUUUGCCGUCAUCGAAAGCAAUGUCUACAAGAGGCUGUACGCGGCCAAGGCGGCAAAGCAAUCCGACGGCGAGCUCCUUGCAACAAUUGGAGAGCUAGAUCAACAGCUGGAGGAGUGGAAGGACCGGAUCCCCAUCGACUUUAGGCCUGAGCAUGAAAUCAGGGCUUCGCACACGCCUCUGAUCCUUCACAUCGUCAUGGUGCACUUUACUUACUAUAACUGCCUGACAACCAUCCACCGCAUGUCAGUUCACCACGGCUUCUGGACCAGCCGGCUUGCCAACUAUGCCAUCUCAGGCCAGAACGUGCGACCACUCAACCCCAGAGUGUAUUCGUCUGCUAUGCUCUCAACAGCAGCAGCGCGAGCGUCCAUCUCCCUGCUCAAGUACAUCCCCCAAGGAGACUUUUCUUGCGUUUGGUUGAUUCUCUACUUCCCGGUCUCGGCGCUAGUCACCCUUUUCGGCAAUAUUCUACAGAAUCCUCUCGAUCAGCGAGCAAAGUCCGACGUUCGACUGAUGAAUCUCGUCGUCACAUUUCUCUCAAUGCUUGGUCAGGAAGCGGAGCAGGGAGGUGUCCACAGGAUGCUGGGCAUCUGUUCCGAGUUUUGCCGAAUCGCCCAAAGAGUCAUUGAGAAGGCUGAAAAGGAACAAUCUUCUCGACGUAAGCGCAAGGCCGCGGAUACCCCAGGAAGCAUAGACGCCCAUAAUCAUCACACCACAGCAACGACGACACCGCAGACCAACGUCCACGAUACGUUGACACCCGAAUUUGCGGCAGCACGUGCCUCGAUUCACAAUGCAGCCAACAAGGCCACGCCGUUGGGCUCGUCGCCGUCAGUCGACUCCAUGGGAUGGACACAAGACAGCCAGAUGCCCCAGGACAUUGAGUUCGAAUCCUUCAGCGAUCUGACGGGGUUCGGUGCCGAUGUUCAGUCGCCGCCGGUGCCCAGCGGUCGUGGCUUCCCGCAACCCGUGCUCCCCCAAGACCUCUUUUCCCUGUCUAUGAGCCUGGAUUGGAACUGGGUCGAGAUGAGCGGAGGGGCGUAUCCUACGGUUGAGAAUGGCAACUUUGGCGGCCUCGAGAACACGGGUGUCCUUGGCCCACGGGAGCAGAGGCAGUGA
Trichoderma reesei QM6a is the source of this 2655-nucleotide messenger RNA. Its product is annotated as N-terminal binuclear Zn cluster-containing protein. Gene Ontology annotation, molecular function: zinc ion binding; DNA-binding transcription factor activity, RNA polymerase II-specific; DNA binding. Gene Ontology annotation, biological process: regulation of DNA-templated transcription; DNA-templated transcription. The transcript has 7 exons. NCBI's taxonomy places the organism in Eukaryota, Fungi, Ascomycota, Sordariomycetes, Hypocreales, Hypocreaceae. The record is from RefSeq and is a predicted model, not a curated record. Bases 1 to 2655 code for a protein of 884 amino acids.